Molecule: messenger RNA, 2932 nt
Organism: Vicugna pacos (alpaca)
Lineage: Eukaryota; Metazoa; Chordata; Mammalia; Artiodactyla; Camelidae
Gene: HINT3
Product: histidine triad nucleotide binding protein 3
Molecular function (GO): catalytic activity
Source: RefSeq, a predicted model, not a curated record
AGUCUCCCUCGGUCUGGCCUGGAUCAGCUCCAGCGCCCACCUCCAGGCCCGGCCCAGCGCCAGGCGAGGGGCGACGCCUGGAGGCAAAAUCGAGGAGGUGCAGGAGGCGAACUCUGCGUGGGCCCUGUGGUCGCCGAGAAGCCUGAGGCUCUCAGCUGCGAUGGCGGAGGAGCAGGAGUGCGGUUCCGCGAAGUCCUGCGCCGACCUUGAGGCAGCGGGGGCUGCAGAACCUACGGGGUCUUCACCGGAGACCAGCGCGGUCGCCGCAGAGUCGCCGGAGCUCCAGGGCCGCAGUGGCAAGUGCGUGUUCUGCCGGAUCGCGGGGCAGCAGGACACCGGCACCGAGCUCCUGUACUGUGAGAAUGAAGACCUAGUUUGCUUCAAAGAUAUCAAGCCAGCAGCACCUCAUCAUUAUCUUGUGGUGCCAAAGAAGCAUAUUGAAAACUGCAGAUACCUAAAGAAAGAUCACCUGGAACUGGUUGAGAACAUGGUAACUGUUGGAAAAACCAUUCUUGAAAGGAAUAAUUUCACUGACUUUAAAAAUACAAGGAUGGGUUUCCAUCUGCCACCAUUCUGCUCCAUUUCCCACUUGCACCUUCACGUUCUGGCACCAGCCGACCAGCUUAGCUUCUUAUCAAAAUUGGUUUAUAGAGUGAAUUCCUAUUGGUUUAUCUCAGCUGAUUAUUUGAUUGAAAAACUAAGAACAUGAAAAUGUCAACAGUGGAAGAUUUUCCUAAUCUUGGCUCAAUAUAAACCAAUAUUUUGGUCUUUUGAAGUCUAAUUACAAUUGUAAGGUUCAUUCGGUUUUAUGAGAAGCUAUUAUUGGGUAGCCUUAAAUCUUUUUUUAAUGUUUAUUUCCUGAAAUCUGUGACAGUUACAUGAAUACUUUGUCAUUGACUUCUUUGUUUUAAUGGUACCUUGACUAAGGUAUAAGAUACAAUAGAUAAAUCCCAUUAAAACAAAUUCUGUUAAUCAAGAAGGGCUCUCUAUUUUUUUUUAAAAAGUUCAAAUAUUUUUAUUUCUCAGUAGUCAAUUAUAAUAGUGAUUUAUUUAUGAAAAAUAAACUGGUAUUAAAAGUACUUUUGUUGGAUCCCUUAUUAAAUGAAGGAGGAAAAGAAGUUAUUUCUUGAUCAUUCUAUAAUUUUUCACAUUGAAUUUCAAAAUAAAGAGUACCAUACUACACAGUGCUCUCUAAUCUUGUUGAUGGAAAAAGUUGUACAUGUGUCACUUUUUAUUCAGAUUUCGGAUGCUGGUUUUCAUUUCUGGAAACCUAGCAUCUUUGUAGUAAGUUGAUCCUGAAAACUAUAUAAUAUAUAUAAAAUAAUUUCUUUCUAACAGUGAAUUUGCCAUAACAAUCAAUUUGGCUACACAAGAGAAUUCAUUGCAAUGGAAUUUUAUCUGUAAGAACAUAAAUGGGGAAGGAAAAUAAAGUAGUUACAUGAAUGUAUUAAAACUGGAAGAAACUGUUGCUUUAUGACUUGUUUAUUGUACCAAAGGAAAAUUAGAAUUACAAAGUGGUUAGACCAAUCUUUUAUCAUGAAAAAGUCCUUAUUUGAAAGUAGAGAUAGAUAGGCUUGGAUGAGAAAAUUUUACUUUAAUAACACAACAUUAAUAUUACUGGCAAAUCAUUUCAUGAGACAUAUUUCUUUAGGGAUUGUCUUUUGGUGCUGAUCUACACUAACAAUAGUGAAUGUGACUGAAGAGUAACUACUGAAAGCUAAUCUUACAUUGUGCCACUGUGUAUAAUAAUACUGUGUACAUGAAUAUAAAUGAACAUAAAGAUUAAAGUAUUGGUGUUAGAAAUAGGCUGAGAAGACUAGGUUUUUUUCCCCCUUCCUUUUUUGGGCCAUGAUAUUAAACAUAGUUUUCAAUAAUGAAAUACUUAUUACAAUAUUUAGUUACAACUUCUGAAAUCAGUACUGUUUAGUUUACUUGUUCAUCUGUUCAUUCAACAAACAUUUGCUGAGCAUUUAAUGUGUACCAGACAUUGUCAGGAUCAGGAAAUACAGAAGUGAGAAAGGACAGUCUGCCUCCAGUUGCUAAUACAAGGAUCAGACCUAACCAGUCAUUACAAUUUAGUAUGUUAAGUGCAGUAAUGUACAUAGAAGAGGCUGUGCAGAGGGAAACACUUUUGAGAGCAGGUGGCAGUAAAACUGAGUAUUUAAGACAGUGUUAGGCAGAUAGGUAGUGGAAGUUCAGGCUGGGAGAUGCACAUGUACUUUCCUUGAGUUCUCCUUCCAAGUUAUUUUACUUUACAAUUGAGUGUCCGAGUUUCAUUUUAUUCUUUGGAGCUGGAGAGAAGGAUUUGGAAGUAGGGGUUAUGGACUGUCAAAAUUAGAUUUACAAGUUUUUCAGCAGCCUGCUCAGCACCUAUACAAAUUAGCAGUUAUCAGUUUCUAUAAAUCUGUGAUCAGCUUCAGAAAAGGAAUUUUCAACAUGUGCAACAUGUUGUACUAUGUGAACUUGCCUUGACAUAAUUGACAAUAUUAUGCUAAAAACAUGUAUUUAAGGAAUUCUCAAAUGCCUUAUGGACCUCUUAAAAAAUGUGUUUAACCAUUUGAUUUAAUUUAUAUGGCAUUAUUCCCUCUCAUAGAAAGUUUUUCUCCUUUGUUGUAAAACCUUUGGAACCUUACACUUUUAGUGGCACUUCUCUUGUAAAAAUUAAUAAUGAAAUUAUGACAAUUAAAAUUCACUCAGCCCUUUCAGGAGUUUGAUGAUUUGGUAACUUGUACAGCUACCUAUAACAUUAGCUCAGUAGAAAGCUAAUUCAUAAUCUGUCUUAAUGUUUAAAGUAGUAUCAAGAGCAUUAUUUGUGCAUGUUGUGAUACUGUGUUUUACAGCUGCAGAACUAUAAAAUUAUUAAUAAUGAACUACUUCAAACUGUACACAGCUAAAUUUCUGCUAAAUAAAUAUGGAAAAAUACUGUGUAAAA